GAUGGUGAAGGAGGAGAGUGAAGAACUGAGUGAAGAUGAGGAGAAACAUCAUGUCAAAACUGAAACCGAAACUGAAUCAAAGACUGAACAUGGUGUUUCAAUGGAAAGAACGGACAUAAAAGAUGUGAUAGUGAAGGAGGAGAGUGAAGAACUGAGUGAAGAUGAGGAGAAACAUCAUGUCAGGAGUGAAGAAGAAACUCAUACAAACACUGAAGAUAAUUUUUCAAUGGGAAGAACAGCUGUAAAUUGUUUCACCUGCAUUCAGUGUGUAAAGAGUUUCAGUUGUAAAUAUAAUCUCAAGAUUCACAUGAGGACCCACACAGGAGAGAAACCUUACAAGUGUUCACACUGCGACAAGAGAUUCAAUCAUUCAGGAAACCUGAAUUCACACAAGAUGAUUCACACUGGAGAGAAAACACACAGAUGUGAUCACUGCGGCAAAACAUUUUUGAGGCCUUACGAGUUGAAGAAACAUCUUAGACUUCAUACAAAAGAGAAGCCGUAUUCAUGUUCUGAGUGUGGAAAGAGUUUUACACAGCAGUCAUGCUUAAGAAAACAUCAGCAGAUCCACACUGGUGUGAGAGAGUUUGUGUGCUUUGAGUGUGGGGGAACUUUUAUUCGAGCUGGAGACUUGAAACGACAUCAGAUGAUUCACACUGGAGAGAAACCCUGCGUGUGUUCACACUGCAGCAAAACAUUCAGAGAUUCGGGAUUGCUGAAGACACAUGAGAGGAGUCACACAGGAGAGAAACCGUACACAUGUGCUCAGUGUGGGAAGAGUUUCACCCGACUAUCAAACCUUAAUAAACAUAUGCUGAUCCACACUGGAGAGACAAAUCACCAAUAAACAGCUGAACAGACAUCUUAGGGUGCUUUCAUACCUAGACUUUUGUUUCGUAACCUGUCUCGUUUGCCCAGUCAGCACGGUUCGGCAUAUGUGAAUCCAGCAAUUGCGCUCGGAUCCGCACCAAAUCAAUCGGUCCAAGAUCGCCUGAAUGAGGUGGUCUCGGCUCGAUUGAAACAAACUCUGGAGCAUAUCAAUUGUAGUAAGAAAGUGAUGCAAUCCGAGCACGGUUAUAUCAGUGUUUUAUGGAUAUGUAAUAUAUAUAUAUGGCUAUAUGUGGAGAGAAUUAUGAGUAGGGCGGGAGGUCAUUCCAGACAUCCCAAGUCUCCCGGAAGUUCCAGGAAUCUCCCGCAAAUGCACAGGGACUCCCGAGUGAUAAUUUCCCUGAAAUCGUGCGUCUUCCUCUCUGUCCUCAAAUAUGUCGCGCACCUCUCUCACCCCUCCCGCAUCCCUCCUUGCUCUUCAGACACGUCGCACACCCUGUCAAACACCACCAAACCCCCCGGUCCUCACAUAUAAUAUAUUGUCUUAUUGCUCGUCAUCAUAUUUUAAAUAAUGACGCAUGACAGCUGAGCGGGACUCUGCAAAAUAAACCGUGAAACUCUGACCAAUGUGAGGAGAGUUUACUCACACGUGACUUGUUUUAGCUAUUUUGGUCCAUUUAGAAACUUUGCUGUGUAAAAGCGAACCACACCAACAACAAAGAGCAACAAUCUAACAAUUGUAAUUCCUGAUUUGGAACAACUGAAUCGAUUCACAGAUGUGAAAGCACCCUUAGAGUCUGUGUUUGUGCAUUAAGUGUGUGAAGGCUAUUAUUGAAGCUCAAGACUGAAACUGCAGGAGAGGAUUAAGACUGAAGAGAAACCGUAGAGUUUUGGCCACUCGUCUAGUCUACUCAGACACGCAAACACAAUCAGUUUGUGUAAAACUCUUCACCAGCUUUAGGAUGAAGAAACAUCAUGUAAAGUUUUGACAGCAGCUUCAUUGUGGGAUUCAGAUCAGCUUAUAGAUGGAGUUCCUCACCAAACAACAUUAUCUGAAGCUUUUAUUAUUGUCAUCGUCUGUCGUUUUGCCUCCUGCAGAGUUGGGUGUACGGCGUCCCACAGUAAUGAGUUACUGUAUUCUAAUGACAUUUUUGGGGGGACGCAGUAAUGUAAUGAGUUACAUUUUAAAUGUGUGUGAUUUGAUUACAGUUACUAAAGUCUGUGUAAUUGCGUUACUUACAUUACAAAUAUAGACUGUAGAAGAAAAAACACUUAUUUUAAAUCACGUUUUCUGCUGCAACAUCAGUUACUGAGCAUGCACUUUUAAAUAGCUGGAGAACGCGAGCUGAAAUGGCUGCUGACCAGAGUGGCUGCUUCAAGUGGAAAUACAGACGUUACUUUGAUUUCAUUGAGUGUAAAAACUAAAAUAUUGCUGUGAAAGUCAGUCUAUGUCCAGUCUCUAAAGAACUUUUCACUGCUUUUAACUCAACCAGCAGCUUGUUCAAGCACUUGAACAGAAAGCAUUUUACGAUAAUACUCGUCAUCAAGGAGGUCACUGGCGCCCAAAAACACGGUGGCCCAACUCUGCCUAAACAGGCUAAAUUGGAUUUUUGUUCAGGACCAGGAGUGAAGGUAUCUUCUGAAUGUGAGAGAAGCUUAGCUGCUUAUGGGGCCGUUUACAUAUCGUAUCUUUUGCAUGCGCAAGUCAUUAUUCCCAAUGGAAGCGUGCGGCAUGUGCACAUAUAUUUGAAACGCAUAUUGCAAGUGCUAGCAUUUUCCAGGCGCACCAGAUGAAAAUCGCUAGUCACGCAACAGGAGCUAACCGAUUAGCUUCAUACUUUGUACGAAAUAUACACAUUUCGCUAGACUAAUUACCUCAGACAAACACAGAACACCCAAACACUGCAGUGCUUUUGCAUACUAUAGAUGUCAGUGGUUACAAAUAUACAGUUUUCUUCUGAAUGUCUUUUGUGUUAAAGACGAACAGGUUUGGAACGAGUGAAUGAUGAGAGAAUUGUUGGUUUCCGGUGAACUAUCUCUGGUGAAUAAGUCGAUAUGCUGUGAUCAACCCAUUGUAUUGUUUUUCAGUGGAUAUUAAAUUAUUGAAAGAGCUGCA
Molecule: messenger RNA, 2944 nt
Organism: Danio aesculapii
Lineage: Eukaryota; Metazoa; Chordata; Actinopteri; Cypriniformes; Danionidae
Product: gastrula zinc finger protein XlCGF7.1-like
Exons: 2
Coding region: 2-847 (281 amino acids)
Biological process (GO): regulation of transcription by RNA polymerase II
Cellular component (GO): nucleus
Molecular function (GO): RNA polymerase II cis-regulatory region sequence-specific DNA binding; DNA-binding transcription factor activity, RNA polymerase II-specific
Source: RefSeq, a predicted model, not a curated record